AUGGAAGGGAAAGAACCGCUGGACGGCCUGCCCGACGUCCGAGAGCCCGAGACAGGGGUUCGGCCAGCAACCGUGGUCACGGCAUGUCUGCUCUCAAGACAAGCACCGCAAGCUGUGUCAGCGGUGCCUCGGAGCGGCCAAGUCCGCCAGAUAUCCCCUGACGUGAUCGCCGGUGCGAGUCACAUCCGAUCGGCGACAGUUUCGUCGAAGCUGGCUUCGGGAAAGUGGCCGCACCCCGAACACGUUGCCAGAAGAAUCGUCCAAACCCUUCAGCAAUGGGGUGCACUAGAACCGCAACAGCAAGAACAACAACGAGCGCCCCUACAACGCUGCUCAGGCAUGGGCGGGACUGACCACCCGAGCAACCUAAGCGGUGGCAAGAACCGUUUAGGAAAAGGUGAGAGUCAUGCAUCGGCGACUGGGCACGUGGCACAGGAGCCGGACACCCAGGAGCCUAGCGAAGGCGACGAUACCCGUGCUUCCUCGGGUGAAAAUGGAGCGUUGGGCACAACAAAAGCCGUAGAAAGGGUUCACGACGAGCGACAUGGCAAUGGGGCCGAACAUUCAUCAUCGGACGGGGAAGGAAUGAAAGGAGGAGCCGGAGAGCUUGGUGUUAGCGAUGGUCGGUCUGAAGGCGGUGUCGCUGGAGCCGGCCGCACGUUGCUAGAAAGCCCUGACAUGACAGCUAGCAACAUUUUGCCGCAGGGACAAGGUGUUAACAACAGCACGAGUGAGGUUCCGGUGAGCGGAACAGGAAGUGCUGCGAGGCCCCAUGGUGGUGAGACUGCGACCUCGACGGUUGCACCAACGAUGGAGGCGUUUGACUUGAGUGUGGAGGACGCUUGGGCUGAGACCAUAACCGCGAGUUGGCUUUCGUCGCUUGUCGUACUCAAGGGAGUGGAGUUUGCAGCAGAGGGGAGCACCGCAGACCCGUGCUUGCUCCUGCGGGUGGGCAAGCGGAAGGGCAGGAAGAGCAAGCCCGUUGCCGAUGUUCCCGGAGGGCCGGGGGGGCAGUGCCGCUGGCCGUCGCAGACAUGUGUCGUAACAGGUCUCGGGGAGGAGAAUAUUCGUUCUUCGGGCUUGGAGGUUGAAAUAUGGGAUGACCUUGGGUGGAUCAUCGCUAAGGGUAACGUAUCCCCCGACGAGAUUGGCAAUGCCCUGGACGUUGCGGUAACGGCCGCUCGAGCUGCGCCUGCGACUGCUGUUUCAGCCACGGAAGGGUCUGUAAGUCCGUCAACGCCGCUGCCGACUGUCACAUGCGAUCUCAAGACCGAUCGCGGUCCCGUGACCACCGGCAACGGCCGCGUGACGUUCGGGGUACGGCUUCUCAGACCAGAGAAUGCCUCUGUUGACAGCAGGCAUGGCGAAUGCGCAACCGAUGGUGCCGUUAGCUACAACGCAGAGGAAGGUGAUGACGCAAAGGAGCGAUUGUCACAAACGUUACAGAACAUGGAGGACGGCAAAGUGUUACGUCGUGUUGAUACAACGACCCAUGUGCAGGGAGACACGACUGAGGCGCAGCACGCUUCAAACGCCACAAACCUUACUGUAAAAAAAGCCGUUCGCGGCGACGCAGGAAGGGUUUUCGACGAGAUCAACGACCUCUUAGGACUCACGUCCAACGGCAGCGCCAUUGGGAGCGGGGUGCCUACGUCGUGCUCUGGCGCGGCAUCCACGGGCAGCGGUACCGGUGGCUCUGGUGACUUCUCUUUCAAUCUCGGCGAUGGCUUGCUUGGCAAUGAACACCACACCAGUGUAGACGAUCUAGCGGGCGAAUCCUGGAGUUCAGUAGAGGAAGGGCCCCUUGCCACUUCAGGACAAUGUAGACGGGAGAGCGGUGGGGGCUUGGUCGAACGCCCACGGAACCUAACCGCCUCGCCUGCGGUCUCGAUCUCUGACAACGGACGGGCACCCUUAGACAGGAACGGGGUCGGUGGGGGGGUCAACCCGCCCGCCGCUCCGUUGACCCUAGCCGCAAAUGAACGUGGCACCGCAGACUCCUCCAACCCUUCCGAUGGUGUCGACGCUGACGACUACAGCGACGACGACUUCUACUAUGAUGGCGCCAUCGGAGGCGCGGAGGGACCGCUCGACGUCCGGAGCCUUUUCAGCUGCAGCAGCGCGUCUUCUUCUGCCUCGCUAUCCCUAGAGAAAGAAGCACAUGGUUUGACUUCCGCUGAGGCGAGGGGGGCUCCGCAGCACGAGCGAGAGGAGAUAGCCGUCGGCGCCGCCGCGCAGAUACUACGGCGACGCCUUCGACGAGCCGCAGAAAGAUGUGGCGGCGGCGGCAAUCUUGGUGCAAAGGCAGCGCUGUUGUUCAAUAGACUAGAUGAGGAUCAAAACGGGCAACUUGGCGUGGAAGAGCUAGAGAAAGCUCUCGCGCCCACGAGGGGAAAACGCGCUGAACGCACGGAAAACCCUGUGUUGCCGCCAUCGCGGGUGAUGGCUGCGCUCGUCGCCGGCAUGGACCGGGUCGGCAAGCAGUCGGCGAACCUGAAAGAGUUUCAGGCGUUUGUCCUAGACGUACCCGGUAGCGGCGGGAACACGGCAACGGACGCGCCAACCAGCCCCGAACUGUCCAGAGGCAACGUCGACAUGGCUGCUCUGUGGCUUCGACUGAGGCGUGCCGCAAUCGAGCCCAGCAGUCGGCACGAUUGCAACAAAGAUGGAGUCCAGAGGCCGAUCCCGGUGUCGGCUGCGGGUACGAACGGUGGCGGGGGUGAGGGCAGAGCGGAAGAUCAGGAAUCGAUGCCGGGGGAGCGGGAAUCGUGGAGCGCUUUGACGUGGGAGGGGCCUGUUGACGUGUCGAGCCUAGGAAGGGAGCGUUUCGAAGAGCGUGAUACGGAGGGCUCCGGCAGAGUACCUUGUCACACUUUUCGUGAGGUUCUUAGUGGUCCCGGAGUGCAAAUAGAGCCCCCAUUGAGCGAAGCCGAAAUGGAAUCUCUCUGCAGGCACUUCGAUUCCAACUUCAAAUCCAAAAGGUUGCCGGUGGGGAGAGAUUGGAACGGCGAAGCGGUCAGAUACCCCGCGGGCCGCGAGGAGGAGAACGAGGAAACCAGGGAGGUGGGGUGGCCCGUCCAUGCCGAUGCCCCGGUCUCGUACCGCGCACUCUUGGGUUGGAUCGAUCCGAUAGACGUCGGCCGUGUCGCCAAAAGGGUAUCGCGUUUUUUGCGCGCGGUGGGUAAUCCGGGCUCGAAGAUUGGUGGUCCUGUAGCGGAGCAGGACUGUCGAGAUCAAGGCAUGCCUGCGAGGGCGUUGGGAGUCAUGGGGCCCAAAGUUGGGGGCGCCAAGCCUGGGGGUGCAAGAAUCAAAGUGGCUGCAUCCGCAGAUAUGCCGAAGGCAGUAGAGGUGGCGGGCGUUGGCCUGGGAGGUGGUACCGCUGCUACUCGUGCUGCUGCCUCCGACGCUCGCGGUGGUGGGGACGAUGCAGAUGACGAUAGUGUGGAUGGUGGAGUGGACGUUUCUGGUGGCGGUGGUCACAAUGGCGGUGGGGUGGAAACGGUAGAGAGGAGGGCAAUCGUGAAGCUGUUCCGGGCCGUGGACGUGGACGCCUCCGGUCACAUUUCCCAGGAAGAGCUCCUAAAAGCGGUGAACGGCCUCGGCUUGCCAGUAUCCGAAGCUGAGGCCCGGCUGCUCGUUACUGAGUACGCGGGGGUCGCCGGAGGAGGCCGUGCCGAUGGGAGCGGAGGGAAAGGAACGGGCGAGGGGCAGCUGUCGCUCGACGAUUUCGACUGCAUGGUUCGGUGGCAAAGCCGUGCGUACUGA
Molecule: messenger RNA, 3765 nt
Organism: Ectocarpus sp. CCAP 1310/34
Lineage: Eukaryota; Phaeophyceae; Ectocarpales; Ectocarpaceae
Source: the annotation of a GenBank genome assembly